GCCAGGAGUCCCGCAGCUCCUCCGGGAGCCCGCUGGUAACUCGCGUCCCUAGCGCUCCUCCGGCGCCUGAGGGGGCCGCCUCGGGCCAUGGUGCUCUCCCAGGAGGAGCCGGACUCCGCGCGGGGCACAAGCGAGGCGCAGCCGCUCGGCCCCGCGCCCACGGGGGUCGCUCCGCCGCCCGGCCCGGGACCCUCGGACAGCCCCGAGGCUGCUGUCGAGAAGGUGGAGGUGGAGCUGGCGGGGCCGGCGGACGCGGAGCCCCAUGAGCCUCCUGAGCCCCCCGAGGGCGGCUGGGGCUGGCUGGUGAUGCUGGCGGCCAUGUGGUGCAACGGGUCGGUGUUCGGCAUCCAGAACGCUUGCGGGGUGCUCUUCGUGUCCAUGCUGAAAACCUUCGGCUCCAAAGACGAUGACAAGAUGGUCUUUAAGACAGCAUGGGUAGGUUCUCUCUCCAUGGGGAUGAUUUUCUUUUGCUGCCCAAUAGUCAGCAUCUUCACAGACCUAUUUGGUUGUCGGAAAACAGCUGUCAUGGGUGCUGCUGUUGGAUUUGUUGGGCUCAUGUCCAGUUCUUUUGUAAGUUCCAUCGAGCCUCUGUACCUUACCUAUGGAAUCAUAUUUGCCUGCGGCUGCUCCUUUGCAUACCAGCCUUCAUUGGUCAUUCUGGGACACUAUUUCAAGAAGCGCCUUGGACUGGUGAAUGGCAUUGUCACUGCUGGCAGCAGUGUCUUCACAAUCCUGCUGCCUUUGCUCUUAAGGGUUCUGAUUGACAGCGUGGGCCUCUUUCACACACUGAGGGUGCUCUGCAUCUUCAUGUUUGUUCUCUUUCUGGCUGGCUUUACUUACCGUCCUCUUGCUACCAGUACCAAAGAUAAAGAGAGUGGAGGUAGCGGAUCCUCCCUCUUUUCCAGGAGAAAGUUCAGUCCUCCAAAAAAAAUUUUCAAUUUUGCCAUCUUCAAGGUGACAGCUUAUGCAGUGUGGGCAGUUGGAAUACCACUUGCACUUUUUGGAUACUUUGUGCCUUAUGUUCACUUGAUGAAACAUGUAAAUGAAAGAUUUCAAGAUGAAAAAAAUAAAGAGGUUGUUCUCAUGUGCAUUGGCAUCACUUCAGGAGUUGGACGACUGCUCUUUGGCCGGAUUGCAGAUUAUGUGCCUGGUGUGAAGAAGGUUUAUCUACAGGUACUCUCCUUUUUCUUCAUUGGUCUGAUGUCCAUGAUGAUUCCUCUGUGUAGCAUCUUUGGGGCCCUCAUUGCUGUGUGUCUCAUCAUGGGUCUCUUCGAUGGAUGCUUCAUUUCCAUUAUGGCUCCCAUAGCCUUUGAGUUGGUUGGUGCCCAGGAUGUCUCCCAAGCAAUUGGAUUUCUGCUCGGAUUUAUGUCUAUACCCAUGACUGUUGGCCCACCCAUUGCAGGGUUACUUCGUGACAAGCUGGGCUCCUAUGACGUGGCAUUCUACCUCGCUGGAGUCCCUCCCCUUAUUGGAGGUGCUGUGCUUUGUUUUAUCCCAUGGAUCCAUAGUAAGAAGCAAAGAGAGAUCAGUAAAACCACUGGAAAAGAAAAGAUGGAGAAAAUGUUGGAAAACCAGAACUCUCUGCUGUCAAGUUCAUCUGGAGUGUUCAAGAAAGAAUCUGACUCUAUUAUUUAAUAUCUUACAUACCUCCACCAGACUGGACUUGCUUUUUGAAUUUUAAGCAAGUUUCCUUUCCUUUUAUACGAAUUGCAAAUUUCAUAUUUUUUUAAUCACAUCCUAGGAAUAGCACAAUAAUUGGGAAAUAGAACCCUUAUCACUAUAAGAACCAUUUUCUGCCACUGAAUAUCUCUGAUGUUUCCGUGAGUCUGAGGGCAGAGACCCCAGUAUAUGAAAACAUGUCUGAAAGUCACAUAUUGUGAAAAUUUGAAGCUAUCUCAGUAAAAAGCAACUUUGGAAACUGUGAAUGAUCUUUAGCUUGUACAAACAUUUAAAAAUACCUCAAGCUAUACUGAAAGGGUUGCAGUUUGGUUAGGAGUGGAAGUAUUUUGUUUGUUAAUGAUGUCUUCAGUUCUGGUACCUCUGUUUUACUUUCUUAUGCUCUGUGGAAACUUUUUGCAAAAUUUAAGCCUGGGUUCUAGGUAAUACCAGAUGUACCGAAACCUCCAGUCUGUGUUAAAGUUGCUCUCCUGCUGUUCAAUAAGCUAUGAUAUUAAGAUAUUCUGACUUGCUCCGGUGUCAAGGGACCUUCGGGGAGCAGGUGCUAACAAUGUGUUCAGAAUCAAUACGUGAAAUGAAAAGGAUCCUCUCCAGGAGGAUCCUGAGCUGUUCAGAAAUCAUUUAAGUUUACAGCAUUGUUCCCUUUGCGUUUGCAGUGUGUUUUACUCAAGUAGCCAGAAACACCCCACGUUUCUGAAUUGUUUAAAUUGUAACAAUAAAGUAAAAUAGAAUGCAUGAAAGAUAUUCUGGCAAUUGUAACUUAGAAAUCUUCUGACUUCCAGAUUUGUUAGCACUAGAACCUGAUAUUUAAACAAAGUCUUACUUAGCAGUUAUCAAGUGGCAGUUACAGGCAGAAAUUGGUGGAGGCCGGAGGAUGGGGAGGGGGGCAGAACCCUUUAUAUUUGUGAAGAAAAUAUCUGUAGCUGAUAGAAAUAAUUGCUUAAAUUGGUUUAUGAAAUUAAUGAGUCUGAAAAGGUUAAAAGUACUUAUAAAAAGAACCAAGUCCUACAUUUCCAGAACUUUCUGGCAAAAAUUUUCACUCAUAUUAUUUAUCCUAGUGUGUUCCCUAAGAACAUUCCCAUUAUAUUUUUGCUAUUUAUAUACAGAUUAUCAUAAGAAAGCUUUCAGUUUGAG
Messenger RNA from Macaca mulatta (Rhesus monkey), 2811 nucleotides. RefSeq names its product solute carrier family 16 member 10 (gene SLC16A10). NCBI's taxonomy places the organism in Eukaryota, Metazoa, Chordata, Mammalia, Primates, Cercopithecidae. Gene Ontology annotation, cellular component: basolateral plasma membrane. The record is from RefSeq and is marked provisional. Gene Ontology annotation, biological process: transmembrane transport. Gene Ontology annotation, molecular function: transmembrane transporter activity.